AUGCCACCGCACAUGUUCGACUGUCUUCCACUGAUCGAUACGUUGUUGGCUAUAGACCUAGACUUCCCUCCUCGCGACUCAUUACAUUCACACCCGUCGACAGCGACUAUGGACACAAUGUCCUCAUCACGUCCGUACACUUCUUCAAAUGACUCCAUACGUACAACUGAGACUCGGUCCACAGACUCUGCACCCUCGAUUCGAGCUCCUUCACUCUACUCCGGCGGUCCAAGACGUGGGCCGGUGAAGAGGGUCUCAUUCUCUACGUUAGUCGAUGCACGAGACGCAGAGGCGCUCGAUCUGGCCGAUGACGAUGUGGACGAUGAAGACCUAGGAGCAGACCUUUCUGCUGCAACAAGGGCAGAGCGUGCCAUAUACAAGCAUACACUUCGCUGUAAGGGCAUGGCAGCAGCCAUAAGGUGGUGGGAGUGGAAGCAGAAAGAGAAGAGGAAGAUGAAGAAGAGGAGCUGCAUGAGUCUGGUGUGA
This is a messenger RNA of Cyphellophora attinorum, 486 nucleotides long. RefSeq lists its product as uncharacterized. Lineage: Eukaryota; Fungi; Ascomycota; Eurotiomycetes; Chaetothyriales; Cyphellophoraceae. Bases 1 to 486 code for a protein of 161 amino acids. The record is from RefSeq and is a predicted model, not a curated record. The transcript has a single exon.